CCUCCAAGUGUUUUGUUCUUAGCUUCUUUGAAAGUUUUGGUCGUUGAUUGACUUAUUCAUUAGUUGUGAAUUGAUUUCGGAUUGGCGUCGGCGUGUAAAAUGAGUUUGAAUGAACCGUUGAUAGAUAGAAAAGAAGAUGUUUAUUCUAUUCUUCGAACUUAUUACUACCAGUUUCCUCGAGUUAGGGGAGACUUGAAUACUCCACGUCCUGCAGCUUGUUUCUCCCCUCACAUCUUUGGGGCUGGCAAGAGUUUUGUUGGUGAAAAUUUUUUAGAGUUUCUAAAAAAAUUCGCCGACGAAGAAGAAGAGCAGACGAAGACGGAGGUUUUCAACAAGAGCUCAUCGGGAAAAGUUGAUUUGAAAAUUUUUUCUUGGAAACACUUUGCGGAAAACACUUUGUCAGUUUACUUUCAAUUAGAAGAGAGCUUUUCUCGUGCUCCUUUUCCAAGGUUUCUAGAGGCUUUGAUGUAUAAUAUAAUUUUGAACGCUUACCGACAAAAUGGUAAAGAUACGGACGCUCUUCAGAUGGCUCAGAGGAUGGUAAAGAAAUUCGAUACUGUAGGAGCUAUUGAUUAUCUUCUCGAACAAUUUGAGAAACAAUAUUUAUUUUUGAUGAUAGACGAACUUAGUCAUCUGAGUGACCUCACCAAAUACUAUAGUGAACUUACCAUGAAACAGUUUGUCGAGUCUGACCCAAAAUAUGUACCUUUUCGGAAUUUCUUCCGCAUUCUGCGUAGUUUUUUGAUUACAGGGAAGGUAAUUGUCUAUUUGGCAGGUCGAACUGCUGAAAUCUCAGCCCCCUUGUCUGAUACUCGCUCCAGUAGAGUGAGUCUCCGUAUGUUGCGGUUGAAUCCCUUUAAUCUCCAUGAUAUUAACGAAUAUAUUGAGCUGGCAACUUAUGAUGGAAAGUCCUUGAAGGACUGGUUAUUGCCGUCAGAUGAUUUACGACAUCGAUUCGUAGAAUUGUUGAAAAGGAAGACAGGAGGUAUUCCGUUGAUUGUAAGGAAUACUUUAUUAGCCCUAGUAGAGAAAGUUGCAAACUUAUCUCAACCUGCUAUCAACGAUGACAAUAUGGAAUUUUUAUUAGAUAGUGUCUUUGAAGAUAUACUAAAUGAGUCGGGAACUUUUAUUAUUCCGGAGAUACUAGAUUCCGCAACCCUUCUUCGAUAUCAAUUUGUCCUUUUGAGUUAUCAACUCGGAACGAUUUUCCCAAUCGGAUUUGCAACUACUCUAUGUGGAACGAGAACUUAUUUGAUGGACUUGGUUGCAACUUUUGGGUUUUAUUCUGAAAUUUGUGAAACUGACGGGAUUGAUUUGGGCACAAAGUUCAAGAUUGGUUGUUGUGAAUUUAUAUUGCGAGCUCAUAGCAACUAUAACUUUUUCCGUGAGGCUACUGAACUCUUUCCUUUAUCUCCGUUUAGUUAUAUUCCCGACACUUCAACAGCAAAAGGAGUCUUCUUUGAAUUUGUAUUUAUGAAGAUCUUUUGCUUUCGCUUAUUAACUUUUCUUCAUUCUAAUUCCUCGCCUAUUGUACAUUCUGCUAUUCCAGGAAUUUUCCAGGGUUCUUUUAUUGAACAGGACAAUGUUUCUUAUUCUAUGGAAUCAACAAUAUGUUAUGAUAUACCCAUCUUGAGAGAUGUCUCUGAUUCAUUUUCUGACCAUUAUGGAAAAUAUUUACAACGUUGUGGUAUUUUUGUUCCAAAAGAUGGCAAUUCGAGUGGUCCUGAUGCAUAUGUUGUAUUCCAUAAUGGACAAACACGUUAUGUUGUUGGAUUUUCAUUUACAUUUUAUCACAAAACUGAAUUUUCGAAGAGAGAUAUUGAGAAGGAAGCAAAACAAUUUUUCCAAGAAGUUAUUUCCGUUUUGAAUGACGGAUCUCCUUCAUCUGUUCAACUUUGUUUUCAGUUUGUGGUGGUAGUUUGUACUCGAUAUGAUCGAUCUGUAGGUUUCUCUGUUGAAGAACAAAAUAUUGUUGAGGAUGCAAGUUAUUUGGUAACUGAACAUUCUGCUACUGGGUCAACUUUGAAUGAAAGUAGUCGAUCAUGUAUGCAAUUGAUAGUUGUUUCCCAAAGGAACCUUGAACGAUUUUUGGGAAUAGAUAAUGUCGAUAUUUUGAGGAAAAUUGGGAAAGCAAACCGAGAAGAGUUCAGUAAAGACUUUUCAGUAUGGUGCAAAACUGUCUUUGAGUCGAUGUCCAAUGAAUAUGUUUCAUCUUUGGAAGCUGAGCAAUCAAAUGUUAUUUCAAGAGUGGCUCAACAUAUGGGACGGAGAAUAAAUGAGGAGAAUCGUAUGCGAAUGGAAGGUUUUCAAAGUUCUAUACAACUGGAAAAAGAUAAAACAAGAAGAGAACAAGUAUCGAGUGGUAUAAAUACACAUUUUGACUGGAAAGAGUUUCUUUGCAAGUCUGCGUUAUUACCGGAAGAAGUUGCCACUCGUUAUGCUUUGACAUUUCCUCGUAUAUUUGGAGAUAAUCCUCAAGUGAUUCGAAGAAAGUCACUAGAGUUGAUGGGUAUACCAGAGCAAUACAUUCAAAAAAUUCUAAGAGCUGCAGUAUUAUUGAAAGAAAACACAGAAAUGAAAGAAUAAUCAGCUGCUUUCAAAUUUGUGUUAUUGAGGGACAUUCUUUUUAGAACAUAGAGUGGAAGGUGGUAGAGGGAGAGAGAGAGAGAAAAUGAGAGAGUUCUUUGUGCUUUUAUUCUAAUUGAAGCUUACAACAACAAAGCUUAUCUCUGUUUGUAAGCUUUUAUAUUUUCCAUGAAAACGGACGAAUAAAACUAUGUUUUUUGUG
Messenger RNA from Galdieria sulphuraria, 2788 nucleotides. RefSeq names its product archaeal ATPase. The record is from RefSeq and is a predicted model, not a curated record. The coding region runs from base 100 to 2586 and encodes 828 amino acids. The transcript has a single exon. NCBI's taxonomy places the organism in Eukaryota, Rhodophyta, Bangiophyceae, Galdieriales, Galdieriaceae.